Messenger RNA from Phanerochaete carnosa HHB-10118-sp, 825 nucleotides. RefSeq lists its product as uncharacterized. The transcript has 10 exons. Bases 1 to 825 code for a protein of 274 amino acids. The record is from RefSeq and is a predicted model, not a curated record. NCBI's taxonomy places the organism in Eukaryota, Fungi, Basidiomycota, Agaricomycetes, Polyporales, Phanerochaetaceae.
AUGUCUGCACAGUCAAGCCAAGCUGUUGCCCAAGCCUACUUAGAAGCCUGCGCGACGCUCGAGAUUAUGAACUGGAUAUUCUUUCUCGCUGAAUUCCUCCAGAGCUCACUUUUUUCUGCCCUGCGUGUCUUCAUAAUAUGGGAUCGCAGCUAUAUCUGGUCGUUGGUGGUGUUCGCAUUGAGUAUGAUACCAUUUGCGACAAACCUACAUAACGCCGUGGAGUCGAAGUACUCAUUCGGCAUAGAACCGUAUGUCGGAGCGACAUGCAUCGAAGAACCUCUGUUCUCCGCGCGAACAGACCGCAUUGCUAAGCCUUCGCAAUACAGAAUCGGGUACAGCACGCGUAGCUCACUCAUCCUCGCCGACGCCAUUGUGCUCGUCCUGACGUGGAUUAAGACAUUUGACAGCUGGAAGAAUGCCCGACGCGCAGACGUCAGGGCUUCAUUGACGACGUGCCUGCUGCGUGACGGAACUAUUUAUUUUGUGCUUCUGGUAGCAAUAAAUGUAGCACAAAUGGCGACUGAUAAUGCCUCUGGAGAGGUAUCACUCGUGGGCGUGCUGAUGACGACCCUACCUUCGGUGCUCAUUAACCGCUUCAUGAUCAAUCUGCGGACGGCCGGCUCGGAAGUAUCGAAUUACUCUACGCACAUGAGCGAGCAGCAGCAGCAAGGACAGUCGACAGCGCAGUUCAGAAGGCCGACAGAUUGGUUGGGCAAUGUUGGGGAAACGCUGGAGGAUGCUUGGAGCGAAGAGCCCUGUGAUGAAGAGAACGGUGCCGUAGGGGUAGACGAGGGAGAACAUCGUGACGCCAGUGCUGAAGCAUGA